Messenger RNA from Plodia interpunctella (Indianmeal moth), 6297 nucleotides. RefSeq names its product neuralized (gene neur). Gene Ontology annotation, molecular function: ubiquitin protein ligase activity. NCBI's taxonomy places the organism in Eukaryota, Metazoa, Arthropoda, Insecta, Lepidoptera, Pyralidae. The transcript has 4 exons. The record is from RefSeq and is a predicted model, not a curated record. Bases 190 to 2124 code for a protein of 644 amino acids.
UCGCAAACACUUCACUCCGACGCAAGAGCUCGUGGUGAGCGGGCGUCUCCGCGUACAAAUUACCCGCGUGUGUAAAUACCGUGUUAGUGACUAUUGAAACUGUGCUCUGAAUGAUGUAUUAACUUUUUUUUGUUUUUAUUUUUUUAAAUAAUUAUUUAAUUUUGCGUUCGAAUUUUAAAACUUGUUUCAAUGAUGGGCGUAAGCAGUUGCAUGAGCGUGAGGCAGGCUAGGGGCCCUUGCCACUGUCCCGCGUGCCCUAGGGCUUCGGGACGUGGGGCUCCGAUGCCCCCUCAGACGCUCGUGCUGCCCCCGAUGGCCUUAGAGCCUGAAACGACCCCGGUCAAGGACAAGAAGGGGUCGAAAAUGAAGGUGUUAAAGAAAAUUAAGAAAAAAAUCGGUCUAGCGCCCCGCACCUCAUGCACCGGUGGCGCCCCCAACAACCUGCCGCCGCUCAGCUUCCACAGCGUGCACGGCGAGAAUGUGAGGGUCUCGCGUGACGGCAGCGUCGCGAGGCGUGUGGAAAGCUUCUGCAAAGGCGUCGCGUUUAGCGCCAGACCCGUUAGGGUCAAUGAAAAGGUGUGCAUAAGAUUCGUCGAAAUCUCCAACAGUUGGAGCGGGGUCAUACGUUUCGGCUUCACAACGCACGACCCCUCGACUCUCGCCCACGCGCUCCCGAAAUACGCCUGUCCGGACCUCACCAACAAGCCAGGCAACUGGGCCAAGGCACUGGGCGAACGGUUUUGCGAGAAGGACAACAUUUUGUACUACUACGUCAACUCCGCUGGCGACGUCCACUUCGGCAUAAAUGGCGAGGACAAAGGUCUAUUUUUCUCAGGAGUCGACAUUCGCAGUCCGCUUUGGGCUCUAGUUGACGUUUACGGCAAUUGCACCGCUGUCCAAUUCGCCGAUCCGAGAGUCCCCAAUCAAGUGCGGAGAACGAAUCAGACAGCUGAAGACGAAACUAGAUUAGUUGGCAGCAUGAGGAGUUUAGCCAUUGAAGAGCCGCUGCCGGCUCCGAGAUACUCAAAUCCAUUAGUCCCGUUAAGUUUGCACAGGACCAAAGGGAGGAAUGUCCAGUUUAUAAGCGAUAGGGGAGUCGCAGCUAGGACUGAGGCGGAAUUCUGUCAAGGUUACGUGUUCACUGCUCGCCCGAUGAGGCCGGGUCAGACUAUUGUGGUGCAGAUACUGUCAACGGAAGCCGCGUACGCCGGGAGCUUGGCCAUCGGCUUGACUUCAUGCGACCCUGGUACUCUGAGACCGUGCGAUUUACCGGAUGACGCGGAACUAUUGCUGGACAGACCGGAAUAUUGGGUGGUGAGACGUGAUGCAGCCAACGGUUUGCGAAGAGGCGACGAACUGGCCGUGACCUUGACGAUGGACGGCGAAGUCAGAGUGAGCAGGAACGGCUCGUCACAAGUCACAGUGAUGCAUGUGGAUCACACGUUAAGGCUGUGGGCGUUCGUGGAUAUAUACGGGGCGACGCAGAAGGUCAGGAUGCUGAGCACGCAGACGCCGCAGGCUGCGCAGACGCCGCCGCAGCAGCUGCGCGUGAUCGCGGGCACGGCCGCGCCAAUAGCGGGUGCGGGCGGCGGCACCGUAUUGGUGGUCAGUCUGCCGCCGCAGAAUGGCGCGCAGAAUGUGGCCAAUCAUCAACAGGGACUGACUCUGGCCAGCGCGCAUUACAUUGAGCCAAUCCAAACAUCCUCACAACUCUGUCUCGCGAACCUCCAACCAAUCACAAGCCCUAGUUGUCAACCGGCACCGUAUCAGCGGCCGAGGACUGACCAAUGUCAGAGCCAGAACUCCUGCUCCAAUCAAAACUCGUGCAACGAACAGGUAAUACCCAAUGGGAUAGCUGAAAAUCUCCGAUUACCCGACAGAAUUCAAAAUGGUCCUUCGACGAGCAGACAGCAGCCGAUAUACUCCGUAAUCGGGGAGGGUAACCUCACGGGCACAGAGUGUACUAUAUGUUAUGAAAAUCCUAUCGACAGUGUGUUGUAUAUGUGCGGACAUAUGUGCAUGUGUUACAGAUGUGCUGUGCAGCAGUGGCGGGGCAAGGGGGGAGGUCAGUGCCCUCUGUGCAGAGCACAGAUCAAAGACGUUAUUAGGACUUACAAGUCUUGAUCGGUUUGCGUUUCUGACAAGUUCUGUGUUGUCGUUUCUGCUUGAUGUUUUUCCUUUUUUUUUUUUGUCUAAACCUAAAAAAGUUUUGUAAGAAAUUCUGUCUUUGCCUUCGAAAUUCGAAUUCGAAUUCUAUAAUUUGAAAAUUCGUUUUAACAGUUUUUAAUAAAAUAAAAAAAUGGAGUAAAAGUUUCUUUUUUGGAAUGUGACAACACUGAGCUUGCGAUUUCGCGGACACGUCAAUAGAUGGCGCUGUUGAAUGCCAAAUAUCCGGUUAAAAGUCGAUGUAUUGUAUUUAAUUCGUUUGUAAGGUAGGAAUAGGCGACACGUCAUUAAAAGCCUUUAAUAUAAAAAUUUGGUUAGUUUAUAGUUUUGGAUUACUACGAAAAAUAAUAAUAUAUAACUUAAUAUAAACAAAUUUAGUUUAGUUUUUAGAUAUAUAUGAUUUUGGCACGUGAAAUGAUUCUAAAUAUACGUAAAAUGUGUUAAUUUGUAUCAAAAAACACUUUAGUUUUUUUUUUAUUGUGAUAAUAUUAAAUCACAAAAGGACUAAGGAUAUUAUAGUAAUGGGAGUAUUUAGAAUUGUUUACUAUUUGGUAUUAAAAUAUGUAAAUUAUUGAAAAUUCGGAGCUAAUUAUGACUUGAAAACACUCGGACAUACAAUUGACCUAAUCGAAAAAUUUUUAACGACAUAAAUAUUUAUUAUUAAUACGUAUAUUUAUUAAUAAUAAACGAAUUGUCAUCACCUAAUUGUGUAUUUAUGGCAUUAUUGUAAUAUUAUUUAAGAAUUUAUAUUUAGUUUUGUUUUUCUACAUUUAUCAUUUGACAACAUUGAGAAAAAAAAUACAAAUUAAAAAAAAAACACACUUGAUUUUGACAUAUUUUAUUUUUCGAUCAUUUGAGGCUAUGGUUCUGUAAAUAUAGAUAUUAUAUACAGUAGACACUGCUAGGAAUGUUAAAUGUGUAAGGAUGUAUAAAAUCUCAUUUACCACAAAAUAACAUAUCAUGCUGUCUUUGUCCUGUGUAGUCAAGAUGAGUGAGACAGAAUGACGUAUUGUAUGCUAUUGGGAAAAUGGGGAAAUAAUAGAUUAGACUGUUUAAAUGAAUCGUAAACAACUUGUGAAUAUUCUACAUUUAUCUAUUCAAGGCAAUCAUUUUAUAACAGGUCUUAAAAAAAUAAAAUAUUCUUCUUAAUGCCGUCAAAAGUAAGGGAAAAUGUUUUUGUUUUUUUGACACAGUUUUGAAUAUAACAAAUGUUGUGCAUUUCAAAUCCACGUCACAUUUGUUCAAGUAAUUUUUUUUUUGUUCAAAAAAUGUUUAACAAAAAAAAACCAAUAAAUGAUUCUCGUGAAUAGAUAUUUAAGCAAACGAUGUAUGUACGUCCAUAAUAAUACAUAUUGGUGAUAGUUAUAAUGCAUUUAGUAAAUUAUUGUCAUAUCAUUAUUAUAAUUUUGUAUAAGAUCUUUUUUAAACGUUAGUAAGCUCAGCCCAGGUGGCUGUUUAAGUCGCUGUUUAGUAAAUACAUUUUUAUAUAAACCUUAUCACUUAAGAUACAUGAGUGCACACUAGCGCCACAGUUUAUUAGCGAAAACGUCGGCCACCAAAAUCUUCAUAGUAGACUGGACUACAUCGGGUAAUGGAAAAAAAAAACUUUAAUAAUUUGCAAUAAAUUCCUUUAUCCAGUCUAGAAUAAUUUGGAAAGGGGAUUUUUUAGUUUUCGCUAAUAAACAAAAGAAAUUGGUGGCGCUCGUGUGCAGUUAGGUAUCACCUUGAAGACCGAAAUACCAUAUUAUAAUAUAUACCAGACACAGUCUUUGUACUUUUUUUUCAAUUUUACAAAUUCUACGUAUCGUCUAUACAGAGUAUUACAGAGUGACUUGUUGAUCACUGGACAUCUUGUCUAUAUGCUCAGUCCGUGAUACUGAGAAACUUUUCUAAUGGGAGCGACGCGCUGUUCCAUACAACAUACAAGUCUCAACCUUACUUUGGGUUGGGGCUAGCUCAAUCUGUGUGAUUUGUCCUAAUAUAUUUAUUUAUUUAUUUAAUAUAUUUUAUUUAUAUUUAUACAACAUAAAAUACCUAAGGUAAAUGUAUGGAACAACAGAUUUUUUUGUUUUUAUUUGUACUGUGCUGUAUGUACUAAUAUGUGUGAGCAAAUAAACGUUUUUUCUUUCUUUUUUAUGCGAUUUCGUGGUUGCUCCCAUACGAAGAGUUGUUCAGUGUCAAAGUGACCAAAAAGCCUCUCUGGGUACUAUAAAAUUGCAUAAUACUAUUCUACACGACUAUUUACUCUAAAAUAAACAAAUCUGUAUAUAAAAAAGUGUCUUUGUCAGAAACAAUCUUGAACAAUCUAUGGUAACAUUUUCAAAAAGUAAAUUGUUUCCAUAGAUUUUUGAGUUAUAAACGUGAGUUCCUAUGAUAUUUUAUGGUGAUUCUCUAUGGUAUCGCAGCGAUCGAUCAUUUAGCGUAAUAGGCCGGUAGAUGAAAGCUACUUCGCUGUGUUGCCAGUGCUAAAUUUUGUAGAUCGCGUAGAAGAUAUUUUUUUUCUUCACUCGUCACGGUGUCACGAGAGUCACUUUAAAGUAUUUUUUGACAAUAGCAAUUCUCAUAGCUUUAAAUUUUAGAUCACCCUUUUAUUUUUCGCUUUCCGUUGUACCGCAUCAAGAUGCGUUUUUGACAACUUUUUUUAAUUUUGUUACUUAAGUUUUCAUGUCGAUUUUAUGUGAAGCUGACUGUCCUCUUUGCUCAAUCAUUUUUUGUAUUUUGUAUCGUAAAUUUGUCUUGUUUACAUAUCAUUUUGUCGCUGUCAUUUAAUUUAACGCAACUUUUUCUUUGAUAAUAUUUUUUUUUCUCUCUUAGAAGUACUUUAUAUAUCGUCGCGAUCUUGUAAAUAUAAUUUUAAUCAUUCCUCUGUUUGAUUACCAAUUACUUACUUUCAUACCAAAAUAUACAGCCAGUAUCAUUUAAGACACUUAAAUUUCUUGUCGGAGCCUAUUUACCAUAAAAAAGUAAACCAAAUUUAAAAAAAAAGACGGCUCAUUUGAUUUGUAUUUCCUAAUUUAAAGAUCAGAUUAUCAAAAUGUAGUUAUAUUUAGUAUACGACCUAUAUAUAUAUAUUUAUUUCAUAAUAAUAGGUGAUAAUGUACACGGCAUUUGUAAAUGGACAGUAAUUAAUAUUUUUCUAAUUUUAAAACAAAAUCUAAGUGACUUUUAGGUUAUUAUUUGUCAAUAAAUUGUCCCUUCUAUACAUAAUAUCAUCAAUCGCUAUCAAUGAGCAAAAAUAUGUUUGUCUCGUUCUUUCAAUUAAUGAAAAAAUGAGACGGAGGUAUAAUAUAUUUUAACCAAUAUAGGCGAUUGAAUGUUUUAUGAAUAAGAGAGUAAGGACCCGUUUCACAGCUUGCUGAUAAAGUGUCUGAUAGUCUGUAAAUUAAAUGUUGUCUGUAAAGCUAUGUUAAAAAUUGUUUCACAAUUGCUAGAUAGGACUAACUGGCCAAUCACUUCCAACAGCUAUUUUAUCUGUCAGAUAACAAUAUGAUAUUAUAUCAGAAAGGGGUGAAACAAGCGAAAUUUUAAUUUAACAUGUAUUUCAAACUGUCAAAGUACUUUUUUCUAUAUACCUACGUUUUAUACCAAAACAGUGUGACCAGUUUAAAAAAUAAUUAGCGCCACAGAUAUUUUGCAAGCCAAAUCUAUUGUAAGUUUUUUAUAAGUGAAAAGUUGUAUAUAUACGGAAUAAUCCGGAUAUGUUGAUACAUAGAUGAAUAUUUAUUUAAAAUUGAUAGUCAAGAUAAUUUAUUUUAUUGUAAUAAAAAUCAUAAACACAUUUAUGAUGGCAACACCAAAUUAUCGUAAUUAUCAGAUUUAAAUAGAUAUUUCAUGGAUAUUUUUUUGAUGUUGCCAGUAGUAUUUUCCUGUUCUGCGUUGUUCUUUGAAAUUCUCCCCUGUAACUAAUUCGUUUUCUACCACAAAUGUUUUUACCGUUAUUUAUGUAUCAACAUAUAUCGGCCAAGCUUGUGAUCGUGUUUUUUUAUUGAAAUAAAUAAAAAGAGCGCGCUUGGCAGUGUACAGCGUUGGCAUCUAGUCGUUAGUAAUUUAUUUUCGUUUUUUUUUCGAGCGCAUCUUGUAACGACGUUGGAGGUUAGGUUAAGUUUUCAAAUAAAAAGUUAUUGAAAUAUA